CAUUUUUUAAGUAUUUCUAAUUCAAAAUAUUUUUGGUUUGUUUGCAAUGGACGAAAUCAAAAACCACAAUAAUGCAAUUAAUGAUUUUGUUGAAAUGUUAUCUUCUAGAGUUCCGUGAAUGUUUCUACUUGUUUGCACGGUCCGGUCAAAUCACGUCCCUGGACGAGUUGACAGUGGUGAUGAGAUCACUAGGAAUGAGCCCUACGAUUCAAGAGCUUACUGGUUAUUUAAAAGGAAAAGGUGGCAAGAUGUCUUUUGCUGAUUUCUUAGAGGUCAUGCAUAUACAUUCAAGAGCUGAAAACCUGCCUAGUGAGGUGAGAUACUUAAUAAGAUUUUUUUUUUAUGGUAUAGGCGGCAGACGAGCAGACGGAUCACCUGAUGGUAAGUGAUUACCGUCGCCUCCACUAGAUGGCGACUCUAGCAAAAGUUGAUUUUUGCAGGAAACGAAUGGACCAAAGACAGUCGUUUCCGUUCCUUUUAACUGACAUAUUAAAAAACUGAAAUUUGCAAAGUUCGAAACUUAGAUAUCAAUACAAAUACGAAAAAGUACAAAUAAAAUAAGAGUUUUGAAAAUUAAUUUACUUUUAAGCAUGAAAGAAGACCGGACCGGGUUGUCAUGGAGAAAUCAAGAACGUACCGAAGCAACAUCUAGUUUGAUUUCGGGAACUCAUGUUUUUUUUUUUAAUACUACCUCAUUGUUUGAAUGAUAAAGAAACAAUGAAAACUUAGCUGAACCCGUCAUAGAUUGCAGUUAGCAUUCGACUCUUAUUUGACAUCUGCUAUCUCAAAAAGCUGUAGCAUGAAGUUCGUGAAUAUCUUUAAAAAUUUAAUGUGUAUGAAAAGAUUUUUUAAGUGUAGGUAUUAUAUAUAGAUCAGGCCCUGGAACUAAUAUUACAUUCAAUAGUACUUACCGAACUAUGAGAACUACUACAAUUAAUAUAGGAAUGACGACAAUUUUUGUUUGUUUGUCCGUCAGAUAGAUUGUUGAAAAAGAUUAAACCCAUAUUUUUUAUUUUUUUCGUAAUCAUAAAAUGACGGCGUUACAUUGAGUUGAAAUUUCGCAUGACGUCACGCUAUGGUACGUUUUCUACUCAACUGUGACGUAGCGAACCCCCACUCCUCAACUUUAAUGCCUGUUAUCUAAUCUAUUUCUUGUUAAAUCAAAUAAAAAAAAAAUACGUAUCUAAUAUUUUUCUAUUAUCUGACUGACGGACUAAAAAGAUUUUUUUUUUUUACCCAGUCAUCAUCCGUAUUAUCUCGAGUUUGGGUGUGAUGUUGGUGUAUAUAUUUAUUGCCAGGUGGUGAAUGCUUUUAAGGCAGGCGACGGGAAUAGGGCAGGCGUGAUCCCGGCGAGACAACUCCGUAACCUGCUGCAGAAUUGGGGCGAAGGCCUAUCCGCUAGAGAGGUAUACAAGACUAGCUUUCCGUCAGUGUCCAUAUAAACUUCACACCCCCUAUUUCAGCCCCUUAAGGGUUGAAUUUUUUAAAAUCCUUUCAUAGUCCUCACUUACAUUAUGAAAAGAAGCCCUGUAGUAAAUUUUAUAUUUUUAAGUAGAGCAGUUCCGGCUGUGCAUUAGUAUAUAAGUCAGUCUGGUUUACUUUUUUAAUCUAAUUCAAAAUUUAAAAAAGUGUUAAAUACUUAUCUUAAAAGCGGUUAAAUGUUUUAAGAAACAUAAAAGUCGGGCGAUUAAUACUUCAUCAUCAUCAUCACCAGUCCUUUUACGUCCCCACUGCAGGGGUUCAGGCCUACCUUAUGGAUGGUUAAGGAGGAUGGGCUCCACGCUGGCCCAAUGCGGAUUGGAGGGUAUUGACGACUGCAAAUGCAGCCGGAACCAAGUUCCUUCCGAAGUACGGAGUAGCUCGAGAUAAUAUUUUUUUGGUCACCCAUCCCGUGGGCGACCCUUGCGAAAGUUGCUUAACGACUACGAUCGCGGGCCGCGGCGCUUAUCCACUACGCCACCGAACUACUUUAAUAAUACCUAUUAUAUAAAAAUAUUAAUAUCACUAAAAAUAAUAAAACUUAAAGCGAUGAGAAACCAACUACAUUUAAUCUACAGUAAACCUCCACCCGAUUUCCAUAGCAUUUUCUUGAAUAAGUCACUUUCGAGAUAAGUAUUAUUUAUCACUUUGAAUAAAGGUUGAAGUUGGUUCUACUUUUUUAAAGUUUUCACUUAAUUUUGAAGGCAGUUUAUUUUUUGAAAAAUGAAAUCAUUUCCUAUGUAUUUUCAGACGAUUGUUUCCUAUGUUUUUCGAUACCCAUUUAUUUAUCUUUGAAAUACUGUACUAUGUAUGAAACAUAUCUCGAUCGCUAGAUCGUUGGACCUCUCGAGUAUGUGAAGUGAAGCGCAAUCGCACCGAGUUGGAUUAGUGUGGAUAAGACAAUGUAGCUCGGUGGCGUAGUGGAUAAGCGCCGCGACCUGCGAUCGUUGUCGUUAAGCAACUUUCGCAAGAAUCGGUCACGGGAUGGUUGACCAAAUAAUAUUAUCUCGAGCUACUCUAUGCUCCGGAAGGCUCCAGAAGGACAGUCGUUAAUACCCUCGCAUUGGACCAACGUGGUCUGUCAUGGCUCAUCCUCCUUGACCAUAAAAGCCUGAGACCCUGCAGUGAAGACGUAAAAGGGCUGAUGAUGCAGAUAUUGUUAAAUCCCCUCCCUCCUAAAUCAUCUUGUAAUAAAUGGAUGCCAAAUUAAUUAACUUUGCACAGGUGGAUAACAUAUUCCGGGAAGCCAACGUAUCUAACAGUGGCACUGUGCGGUACGAAGAUUUCGUUAAGAUAGCCUGCGCCCCGGUGCCGGACUACUAUUAGAAAAUUUCUAAUAGUAGUCGUAAAAACACCGGUAUUGUAACCGCACAAACAAAAAUGUUUACACGAAAGUAUCCAAGACCAGAGUGGUCCAAGUCACAUGAGCCGUAAUGGCGGAAAAUUCUAUAGUGACCCAAGUAUUCUGGCCCACUAUGCUCUAUUACUAUUGCACUAAGUAUCAAAACGCCAAAACAAAUUUGUUUAACGCCAUCUACGAUUUUAUACUGAAAUGACAUUUGAGCCACUCUGGCUACGAAUUUAGGGGUUUAAAAAGACGCAUUGCCGUGGUCAACUAUAUCGAAAAUUGUGGUUUGGGCCGCUCUGGUUCUGGUGGCCUCAAAUAUAAUAAGUGGUAUCAACGGACUAGCGCGAUUCAGGUGACAAGUAACGCCAUCUAGUAACGGGCAGACGAAUCAUCGCGCCGCUGCGCUCCGUAACAAUAUCAUAUCAUGAGGCUAAUUCUCUAAUUUAAAUCUAUCGCAAUUCCUUUGAAUUUAACAUUCCUAAGAUAUUCACGAACUUUAGGCUACUAUUUGACAUGUGAUAGCUAUUUCAUAGUCUUUUUUUUAACUUGAUUUGAACUUUAUUUUUAAUUUGCCGUUAAUUUAAAUUUUCUAAGGCAAGCGUUAGAUGCUAAUAUUACAUUUACAUUACUAAGAUUAUAUUGUUUCUCGAUCAUUUAAAUCAUCAUUUGUACAGAAAACGCUUGCAAUUAUAAACGUUACAUAAUUCCAUGAAUUGAUGUCAAAAUUGUUAUACUUUUAAAAGGCAUAGCAAUAGAUUUUGAAAUUAGUCAAUUAGGCCACAAAUGGACUAUUAUAAAUCAUAUAUAAAGAGCUCCUAACAUUCCUAAUGAAGUCAAUUUUUAAAUAAAAUAAGUUUAUUUAUAUGUGAAAUUUACAUGGGAUGUUAGUUGUAUUGGGGUCACUGAUCUCAAACGUAUACAUUAACAUGGACAUUCCUCCGGAAUUUAGACAGAAAGUGCAUAAAAAUUAUCUAUAAUCAAAGACUUGAAGUUGCAGCUUUAAAAUAAUGUUCUUAUUUCUUAUUACAGAAUAUAAAGUAUGAUACAAUAAAGUAUUGUUAAUAAUUAACUCUUUCAUGGGACCAAUUAAUUUAUAUAUUUGUUUUUAUUGUAAUCAUGUUACUUGAUUAUUUUCUUAGUUAGUUUUAAUAUAAAAAAAUAUAUCUUAUAUCAAAGUACUUUUCUUUAUCCAAGUACACAUUAUCUAGGUACACACUUCACUUCAAGAUACUACAUAAGUCAACAUUUCUGCAAUUUUGUAUUUGAUUGUCUACACAUUAAGGCUGUAAAUCAAUUAAAAGAAUUUCAAAGUCUAUCCUCAUAUGUUGCCGAUUGUACUUAAGCGUCUAACGCCUAGUUGUACAAACGACUAAUUUGUUUGUUUAAUGGCGACUUUAAGCUCUUCUGAAUGUUGCAAAUUUGAUAAAAUGUAACGGUAAUGUCUCCAAUGACAAUUAGACUUAUAGUCGUUUCCUAGGGUAAGCACCAAACUCGAAAACUCAAAUAUUAUGUAACCGUUGAUGGUAAAUGAUAUGUAUCGCUAUCCAUACACUUCUGUAUCGUUUACAUGUUGCACUGUCUAUUGCUGUACGGGGUGAGAUCAACGUGUACAAAAAAAACGCUGUACAAAACUGGAACGAUACAGAUGUGUAUGCAUCGCGAUACAUAUCGUUUCGACGCUCACGUAAUAUCUGUAUUAUGUUCCAUUAACAAAUAACACUUGAUAUUGAAAUACUUAAGUAUAAUAAUUAUUUAAAAAGGUGAAUGGUAAAUAAAAUAUAUACUUUUUUAUAAUUCAAAUUGGUUUUUUAUUCAUAAACAUAACAAUAUAACAUGAUAUGGCACUAUACAGUAUGGUCCGUAGCUUUUUUAUAUUAAGCCCACUUCGCGCGGUUCUGUUCCAUAUACGUAUGAGAGAUUAUAUUUGUCCCCGUGUUCGUAUGAAACAACUUAAGGCACCAUGCGGUACGGGCUUAAUAUAAACGCGUAUGUCUUUAGUAACGACUGCAAAAAAAGCGACAUUUGAUUUGCGAUCUAAAUGCGACCUUUAACUUAUAAAGUCAUAAAACGUGAUCGUGAUUCCUUUUAUGAGUAACGCAACACCCUGACGUCAUUUAAAAAUAGAAAGUACAGAUAGCACAAAUGCAAUAGAUAAAUUAUUUAUUGGAAUAUUUAUCGAUUAUCCUCAUAAAAGGGUUACGAUUCGCUGUUCUAAAGGUUAAUCAUGAAAUCCUAUUUAAUUAAAAAAAAAACGUAAAUAACAAGACAUUUCCGUUAGCGACUGUACCCGUACAAUAAAGCUGUAAGAGUAUGCGCUACUCGUGCGAUUUCACCAUCACACUAAUGUGAGCCUUUUAAUUGAACUUUGAAACAAUUACAACUUCAUACGUUUAAUUUCGAUUAAGCAAGAGGUCUAUAACGCAAUGUGGUACAUAAAAUGUCGCUUUUCCCUUUCUUAUAUCUAUAAGUAUAUAAAAUAGCUACAUUCCUAUAAAAGCGUUUCUUAAUUUUUAAAUCUUAGAGCGAGUUAUAUCUUGCAGCACGGUAUUGUCUUUUCCCAUUGCCCAUCCUUUUCUAUUGCACUGAACCGUCAUUUGCUAGAGCGAGAAAGAUAGCGUCGCGGAAUCUCGUGGCGAUGGAACACGCUACCUUUCUCGCUCUAACAAAAAGCGGAAAAGGGAAACUGGUUGAAUGAACAUGCUAUAAGAUAUAGGUCAAUCCCUAAAAAUC
Molecule: messenger RNA, 5557 nt
Organism: Diatraea saccharalis (sugarcane borer)
Lineage: Eukaryota; Metazoa; Arthropoda; Insecta; Lepidoptera; Crambidae
Source: the annotation of a GenBank genome assembly